AUGACGACGAGCAUCCUUUGGCCCCUGGGCUGCUGCACAUCCUGCACAGAGCAGGGUCCUGAGCAUUUCCUGGCUUCUGUCUCCCCAGGAACCUUCCGAGGAGUGUGCAAGAAAAUCGACCACUUCCCUGAGGAUGCAGACUACGAGCAAGACACGGCCGAGUAUCUCCUCCGCGCAGUGAGAGCAUCCAGCAUCUUCCCCAUCCUCAGCGUGGGGCUGCUGUUCUUCGGGGGUCUGUGUGUGGCCGCCAGCGAGUUCUACAAGAGCAAACACAACGUCAUCCUCAGCGCCGGCAUCUUCUUCGUCUCUGCAGGUCUCAGCAACAUCAUCGGGAUCAUCGUCUACAUCUCGGCCAACGCGGGCGACCCGGGCCAGAGCGACUCCAAGAAGAGCUACUCCUACGGCUGGUCCUUCUACUUCGGAGCGCUGUCCUUCAUCAUCGCCGAGAUGGUGGGGGUGAUCGCCGUGCACAUGUACAUCGAGAAGCACCGCCAGAUCCGCGCCCGCUCCCACUCGGAGCUGCUGAAGAAGUCGGCCUUCACCCGCCUCCCGCCCUACCGGUACCGCUUCCGCCGGCGGUCCAGCUCCCGCUCCACCGAGCCCCGCUCCCGGGACAUGUCACCCAUCAGCAAAGGGUUCAGCACCAUCCCCUCCACCGACAUCUCCAUGUUCACCCUCUCCAGGGAUCCCUCCAAGGUUACCAUGGGGACGCUGCUCAACUCGGAGCGGGACCACGGUUUUUUACAGGUCCAUAACUCCAUCCCCAAAGAGUUCAAGGAGUCUUUGCACAACAACCCGGCCAACAGACGAACCACGCCGGUCUGAGGCGGGCUGGGCCGUGGGCAGGCUGCAUGGCAUCACCCUCGUCACGGUGUAACCUGUGAAACCCCGUUUUUAAGGACAAACCCAGAGGCUCCCCGUGGCCCUGCUGGUUUUUCGCUCCUGAAAUGCCACCGGCCGGGCCCGGCUGCCGCGCCCGCGGU
Messenger RNA from Cyanistes caeruleus (blue tit), 983 nucleotides. NCBI's taxonomy places the organism in Eukaryota, Metazoa, Chordata, Aves, Passeriformes, Paridae. The record is from RefSeq and is a predicted model, not a curated record.